Molecule: messenger RNA, 2150 nt
Organism: Drosophila arizonae
Lineage: Eukaryota; Metazoa; Arthropoda; Insecta; Diptera; Drosophilidae
Gene: slbo
Product: CCAAT enhancer binding protein alpha slow border cells
Biological process (GO): regulation of DNA-templated transcription
Molecular function (GO): DNA-binding transcription factor activity; histone acetyltransferase activity
Source: RefSeq, a predicted model, not a curated record
UAAAAAAAUUCAAAGUAAACUUUUAUAAUUUUUAACUGUAAACAAAUUAAAAAAAUUACUGCAAACAUUUCCAAAGAACAUUUUACCCCAAGAUAAAAAUAAAAUAUAAAAUGAUUUAGCGCCAGCUCAAGGCAUAUUUAGCAAAGAUUUAUUCAGCACCAACCCACCCCUCGGUCCCUUUGCAAAUUGGAUCCUAAAAGAAAAGGCAUCAAAAUUUUACCCUCAUUCGCACAACUCAAAAUGCUGAACAUGGAAUCGCCUCAGAUGUACGCGGAUGCGGUGCAAACGUUGGCGCAGCUCGACCUGAAGAAACAGCCGCAGCCGCUGCCGCUGCCGCAGCAGGCGACAAUCGGGCAAAUCACGCUGACGGCGAUGUCCAGUGCACAGCAGCAGCAGCAGCAACAACAGCAGCAACAGCAGCAGCAGCAACAGCAGCAGCAACAGGUGACAACGGAUGCCAACAACAAUGCCACAAUUCAGGACGCGGCCUUGCUGGUCAAGCAGCACGCCAUGCAGCAGAUGCAACUGAACAAUAACAAUAACAACAACAACAACAGCAACAACAGCAACAGCUUGCUGCAGAAGCAAAUGCUGCAACAGUACGGCACUCAGACGGAUCUGGACGAGCUGACCACUCAGGAGAUAACACUGGACUUGCAGCACCUUAUCGAUGACCAAUUCCGGGACACGGAGACCCUGGGCAUCUUCAGCGACAUGGUGACCAGUCCGGGCGGGCUGUCCGCCACGCUGCCGCCGAGUGGCAUGGUCAGUGCGGCCGCCAAAGUGCUGCAGCAGCAGCAGCAGACGCUGGCCAAUGCGCGACAGCAGCAGCACUCGUACGGCAGGGCAGCGCUGGCAUACAUGCCACAGGCGGUGCACUCGAACGCCACUUACAACAAUCACUCGAGCGACGAGAACAGCUCCGUGGGCAGCGACUCGAGCAGCACGAUCAAGGAGGAGCCCAUUGAUCCGGAGUACCGCAGGCAUCUGCAGGAGUCGGUCAGCAGCCAGGCGGCAGCGGCGUUCAUCAACAACAGCAAUGGACUCUACAAUGCGUACCAGGGCAACUCGCUAGGCGGCAGCAACAACAACAACAGCAGCAGCAACAACAGCAGCAACAGCAGCAACAACAACAGCUCGGCGAACAGCAGCGCGGCGCAGUUCACCAAUCUGACGACAGCGAAUGUCCUGGCACAUCACAGCCUGCCGCACCUGGCGGCCAACGCACAGCAACUGCUCAAGCAUCACACCAAGCUGCAACAGUCGCAGCAGCACCACGUCCAGCAGCAGCAGCACGCACAGCAGCAGCAGCACCGCAAGCACAGCAAUAAGCACGUCGACAAGGGCACCGAGGAGUAUCGGAGGCGCCGCGAACGCAACAACAUUGCCGUGCGCAAGAGCCGCGAGAAGGCCAAGGUGCGCUCCAAGGAGGUGGAGGAGCGGGUCAAGUCGCUGCUGAAGGAGAAGGACGCGCUGCUGCGCCAGCUGAGUGAGAUGACCAAUGAGCUUUCGCUGCACAAACAAAUCUACAUGCAGCUCAUGAAUCACACGAACCCCGAAGUGAGUCGCGUCUGCCGCAGCUUUCUCAACACGAAUGAACAUGCGCUGUAGCUGUGAUGAGUAACCUGAGCGAACGAGCGAGAGAUUUGAAGGGAGAGAUGCAAGAGAGAGAGAGAGAGAAGAGCGCGGAGCGAGUGCGAACAGAGCCUGUACAUUUGUGUGAUUGGGUGUGUAUGUGUGAGCGUGUGCGACUGAUUCAAUUAAAGCUGUGUGGGUAGCAUACAAGCCCAAGGAUGUUAAGCAAGCAACGCCGGCAGCGACCAGCCCCAAGCAGGACUUACCACAGGGCAAGUGCCCAAGCCAGCAAUCGCCUCAAGCUGCUUUGGCUGUUGACUCCUUGACUCGACUCGUAUAUCUAUUACUUUGUUAACUUCUCUCCACGUCUAAUGCAACUGUUGCUACAGCUGUUUCUUCUAUUUCUACUUAUACGCCUACUUCUAUCCUCCUAUAUUUUCUACGCUGCCUUUGGCAUUCCUUCUAUUGUACAUUAUUUUGGCUGGGAGUUUCUUAUACUACUUUCUGUGCGAUUGUUACCAAUGCUUCUUCUUCUAUUUUGUACUUAAUUUUAAUAAAUUGUAAAAUACUUUUGC